Messenger RNA from Trichobilharzia regenti, 984 nucleotides. The record is from the annotation of a GenBank genome assembly. NCBI's taxonomy places the organism in Eukaryota, Metazoa, Platyhelminthes, Trematoda, Strigeidida, Schistosomatidae.
AUGAACUCCAUUUUGUGUCCUGCUGCCACCAAAGGAACUGAACACAAGAAUCGCAGCAAAAUCUCAAUAAUUGGAUCAGGAUCUGUUGGGACAUCUAUUGCCUUUUCAUUGCUAAAAAUAGCUGGUGAAAUCGCUCUUAUUGAUAGCGAUGAGAAAAAGGUAGAAGGUGAAGUUCUAGAUCUUCAGCAAGGUCAGCAGUUCACAAGAUAUUGCAAGAUUAUCGGAGGUUCAAAUUUUCAGUUAACUACACAUUCAGAUAUUGUUGUUGUCACAGCUACUGCAGAUAAAAAUGAAGAUUCUAAACUGACUGUCAUUCAAAAAAAUGUCGACCUCUUUAAAGAAAUUAUUCCCAAGAUUGUUCACCAUAGUCCUGACUGUAUUUUAUUCAUUGUAACAGAUCCAGUUGACACAAUGACUCAUGUUGCUGCCAAACUGAGUGGUUUGCCAAAACACCGGGUGCUUGGGAUUGGAACAGUUUUGGACUCUGCGGUUUUUCGUUUUCUUUUGGGAGAAAAAUUCGACAUAUGUGCUUCAGAAGUUGAUGCUUACAUAAUUGGAGAAAAUGGUGAAAACAGUAUACCCUUAUGGAGAGGUGUGGAUGUUGCUGGUGUCAGACUAGCUACAAAGAAUCCAAAAAUUGGGGAUUCUGGUGAUCCUGAAGAUUACAAAUCUGUAUAUGAGACUGUAAUUCAAAGCAAAAAAGAACUUGUUCGUUUGAAAGGCAAUAAUUCCUGGUCUGUCGGUCUUGCUUGUGUUUCUGUUUGUGAUGCUAUCAUAAAUAAUCUUUAUGCUAUUCACCCUGUUUCAGUUUAUAUGAAAGGUGUCAAUGGUGUUCAAGAAGAUGCUUUCCUAGGUUUUCCAUCCUUGAUAAAUUCCAAGGGGGUUAGCCACGUAAUACCACAACCACUAACCACUGAUGAAGACAAAAUACUGAAACAGUGUAUAAGGGAGCAAGUAAAUCUCAUGGAACAAUUAAAUUUAUAA